AUGUCAAUACAUCACAAGUCAGGCAAUGGCGAUGACAAGCUAAAUCACAUAGGUCACAGCGGGGAGCUUAAGCAACAGUUUUCCUUCCUAUCAAUGUUAGGUUUAGCAUUUGCCAUCUUGAAUUCCUGGACCGCAUUAUCAACAAGUCUAUCCAUUAGUUUACCCUCAGGCGGAAGUUCCAGUGUUGUCUGGGGUGAGCAACGUUUCAAAGUCCAACGCAAGAAUGAUAUGCUCAUAAUCUGGAAUCUAGGGCUUAUCACAGCUGGAACCUGUAGCCUAUGUAUGGCUACUUCGCUUGCGGAGUUUCUUUCUGCAUAUCCGACAGCUGGAGGGCAAUAUCACUGGGUUGCACUUAUAUCCUGGGAGAGCUGGAUGCCAAUUAUAUCAUGGAUAACUGGGUGGGUAAACUGCUCUGGCUGGGUUGCCUUGGCAGCUACUGGCGGCGUCCUUGGAAGCCAACUGAUCCUGGGCAUUGUUUCCUUGGUGAAUCCAGCAUACCAAUUCCAGAACUGGCAUCAGUUCCUGAUAUACCUUGGUUACACUUUUGCUGCUUUUACCAUGAACGCCAUCGGUAACAGUCUUUUGCCCCAUUUGACCAGAGCUGCGUUUAUUUGGUCGUUGAGUGGAUUUGCCAUAAUCUGUAUUGUGGUACUUUCUUGCUCGGCUCCAGAUUACAACUCGGCAGAAUUUGUCUUUCGCGAUUUUGUCAAUCAAACCGGGUGGCCCGAUGGGGUUGCCUGGUUGCUGGGACUUUUGCAAGGAGGCCUCGGUGUCACUGGGUUUGAUGCAGUGGCUCAUAUGAUAGAAGGUGAAAUCCCUUACCCAUCCGAAACAGGGCCUCAAAUCAUGAUCGCUUGUGUAGGAAUUGGGACGAUAACCGGGUCUAUCUUUCUUGUCGUUCUUCUCUUUGUGGCUGGUAAUAUCUCGGAAAUCACCGGUUCUGCGGCAACGCCGUUGCUGGCAAUAUUAAGCCGUGCGACUGGGAAUACCCCAGGGGCCAUUUGUCUGUUGAUGUUCCCUAUCAUUUGUGUCCUUUUUGCGGCAACGGCUAUCAUGACAACGAGUAGUCGCAUGAUAUAUGCAUUUGCUAGAGAUGGUGGACUUCCCGCCUCAUUCUUUUUCUCUCGGAUUCACCCCAAACUUCAAGUCCCUCUCAAUGCACUUUAUCUCAACCUGGUUCUUGUUGUCAUCUUCGGAGUCAUUCUUCUCGGAUCUACCAGUGCUUUCAACGCGAUCAUAUCAGCCUCGGUGGUGUUACUAGAUCUCUCAUAUGGGAUCCCAAUUGCAGUCCACUGCCUCCGAGGACGCAACAUGCUCCCUGAGAGGCAUUUCGUGCUUCCCAAUCUUCUUGGUUGGGUAUUGAACAUCGUUUCUUUAUUAUACAUCAGCUUAACAACAGUUCUUUUCCUCUUCCCGCCCGAGCUACCUGUUACUGGCAGUAAUAUGAAUUACUGCGUCGUGGCAUUCGGUAUCAUCUUGAGUAUCUCGACCAUCCAGUGGUUUGUGGAUGGGCGAAAGAACUACUCAGGACCCCGAGUGGAGGUGAUUCCGAGGUAG
Penicillium manginii is the source of this 1557-nucleotide messenger RNA. RefSeq lists its product as uncharacterized. The transcript has 12 exons. Gene Ontology annotation, cellular component: membrane. The record is from RefSeq and is a predicted model, not a curated record. Gene Ontology annotation, biological process: transmembrane transport. Gene Ontology annotation, molecular function: transmembrane transporter activity. NCBI's taxonomy places the organism in Eukaryota, Fungi, Ascomycota, Eurotiomycetes, Eurotiales, Aspergillaceae. The coding region runs from base 1 to 1557 and encodes 518 amino acids.